Molecule: messenger RNA, 411 nt
Organism: Cryptosporidium muris RN66
Lineage: Eukaryota; Apicomplexa; Conoidasida; Eucoccidiorida; Cryptosporidiidae
Exons: 2
Coding region: 1-411 (136 amino acids)
Molecular function (GO): nucleic acid binding
Source: RefSeq, a predicted model, not a curated record
AUGUCUGAUCAAGAAAAUAAUACUAAGACGCAGCAGAGGAUUAUUGGUAGUAAUGUGAUAAAUAUCUCUUCAUGUGAAAAACCAGAUUUCUAUGUACAUCUAGCAUUUAAAAUGCUUGGUGAUAUUAAAGGGAAGGGUAAUUCCACAACAAAAGAUUCUGUUAAAUCAGAUAAUGAAGGUAAAAAUAUUAAUACAAGCUCUAAACACCAGAUACACAAGCAGGUUGUACUAGCUGGUCUUGGUGAAGAUACAAAAACUGUCGUUAAAGUCGCAGGAGAACUAGUUAACAGUAAUUUAAUUGAGAUUUCUAAUAUUCAGACAGAUCUACGUAGAAUUGGCUCUAAAGGAGCAAAUCCUCUUAGCGUGCCAUACAUUGUUAUUGUAUGUACUAAACGUGAUAAAGAAAAUUGA